AUGGAACAAGGACAUAUUUUCCUUCCCGUCAAUGGGACUAGAUGAAGAGAUGCCCUCUUCAUUCUCCCGGCUGAUAUAUCUCCAUGCACAGAACAAAAAAAUGGAAAUGCAGCAUCGACAUGGAACAAAGAGAAGAUCAAGAUAAGACACAAGUUUGGAUUACUCAAAUGAGGGAUCUUCAUGUUGCUUAGAAAGAACAUGCUUCAAAUCUCAAUGAGGUGUAGCUUAACCAAAACAGUUGCACAUCCUUGUUUUUCUUGUUUUCUAUUCAAUGACUUAAUUGCACUAUGAUGGAGAGUAAAUCAACUUUAGUUACUCCUUCUGGCCCGUACGUAUCUCCAACUUCACAGGCUGGCCGGAGCAUCUUCAGGAGAAUCAGCCGCACAGAAGACAGCAGUCCCUAUCCCAUCCCUGGCGUGGCUGCCGACGUCUUGCACAUGCGAGUCAAAGAAGGAAGCAAAAUCCGCAAUUUACUGCACUUUGCAACAACUCGUAUGCAGAAAGAGGGAGGUGACAGCAACGGGACAUCCCCGAGACAAGUGAUUUUCACGGGCUCGGACCGAGGAGUCACCAAGACCAUCACCUGUGUGGAAAUCCUGAAACGUAAUGUGGCAGGACUGCAUCAGGUGUCCAAGCUCUACUACAGGAGAGUGACUGAGGUUUGGGAGAAUCCACAGCAGGGUGCAGCUGGUAUAUCGGUGGAAAAAACUGUUCCUGCCAUCUGUAUCCUACUCUCUAAAGACCCUCUGGAUCCCCAGGAGCCUGGAUAUCAACCCCCACAAACUCUCAGUGUUUCCACGGAGGAUGCAGAGAGCCGCUGUGGUCUGAUCAAGAUUGCCGGCAGUCCUUUGUCAAAACACACAGCCAAGAGACUUCGUCGGGGUGACAGGACUGCAUGUCCUCCCUGAACCUGCAAAGUCUUGCUACAUCAUUCAAAGCAGAGAUUUUAUGUUUGUUUUAUCCAUAAAUUUACAAUAUUUUCUACGGUCUUUCUGAAAAUUCUGUGACAAAAUACCACAGGGUUAUAGUGCCACAGUAGGGCUGGGCGAUAUAUCGAGAUUUUAAUAUAUAUCGAUAUAUUUUCAAACGCGAUAUGGUACGAGACAAUAUCGUUUAUAUUGAUUACAUUUUUUUUUUUUUUUUUUAUGAUUUUGAUAUAGCUUAUUUUUGACAAAUUUCCUUGAAUGUUUUAUUUGAGAUUUGCACAAAUGUUUUGUUAUUUGUACAACUGUCAACCUCAGUGGAAAAGUCUGCCUGUUACUGUCUACAUUGUAUUAAUUACACAGUGUAUUUUAAUUUAAUUGUUAUGCAGGAAAGGGAUAUUUGUUUUAUUUUAUUCAAGAAGCAUUUUUAUUCUAUAUAUG
Molecule: messenger RNA, 1364 nt
Organism: Cololabis saira (Pacific saury)
Lineage: Eukaryota; Metazoa; Chordata; Actinopteri; Beloniformes; Belonidae
Gene: rpp25a
Product: ribonuclease P and MRP subunit p25, a
Exons: 1
Coding region: 288-908 (206 amino acids)
Biological process (GO): tRNA 5'-leader removal
Cellular component (GO): ribonuclease MRP complex
Molecular function (GO): RNA binding
Source: RefSeq, a predicted model, not a curated record